AUGGAGACCCUGGAAGGAGCUGAACUCUGCUUUCCACACCUCCUCAACGCCUCUUGCAGGAAGAAAGUCCGUCCUCAUUCUGACGCCACGACCAUCUACAUCCUGCUGUCCUCCAUCUCUGUGCUCACUGUGGCUCUCAACCUGCUGGUCAUCAUCUCCAUCUCCCACUACAGGCAGCUGCACACCACCACCAACCUCCUCCUCCUCUCUCUGGCUGUCUCAGACCUCCUCGUGGGCCUCCUGAUGAUGCCGGUUGAACUCCUCCAUACAGAGUCCUGUUGGUUUCUGGGUGACUUCAUGUGUGGUCUUUUUACCUGUGCUUCAUUUAUUGUUACCUCUGCCUCAGUAGGAAACAUGGUGCUCAUAUCAGUCGACCGCUAUGUGGCUAUUUGUGACCCUCUGUGUUACCCCACCAAAGUCACUCUGAGGAGAGUUCAAAUCUGUGUUUGUCUGUGUUGGACCUGCUCUGUUUUAUACAACUGUUUGAUACUGCAGGAUUUCCUGAGACAAACAAACAGGUAUAAUUCCUGCUACGGAGAGUGUGUGGUUGUCAUCAGUUACAUUGCAGGAGCUGUUGACCUUGUUUUGACAUUUUUCAGUCCCAUUACUGUGAUCAUAGUUCUGUAUAUGAGAGUGUUUGUGGUGGCUGUGUCUCAGGCUCGUGCCAUGAGAUCCCACAUUGUGUCUGUCACUCUGCAGCCUUCAGGGACUGGAACUGCUAAGAAAUCUGAGCUGAAAGCAGCCAGGACGCUCGGUGUUGUUGUAGUUGUGUUUCUUGUUUGUUUCUGUCCAUAUUACUACCCCUCUCUUGCAGGCCAGGACACCUCAAGCAAUGCUUGGCAUUUGAUCUUUGGAAUCUGGCUGCUUUAUUUUAACUCGUGUCUAAACCCUGUCAUCUAUGCAUUUUUCUAUCCCUGGUUUAGAAAAUCUAUUAAACUGAUAGUUACACUUCAGAUCCUGCAGCCUGACUCCUGUGGGACCAACAUACUGUAG
Molecule: messenger RNA, 993 nt
Organism: Myripristis murdjan (pinecone soldierfish)
Lineage: Eukaryota; Metazoa; Chordata; Actinopteri; Holocentriformes; Holocentridae
Product: trace amine-associated receptor 13c-like
Exons: 2
Coding region: 1-993 (330 amino acids)
Biological process (GO): G protein-coupled receptor signaling pathway
Cellular component (GO): membrane
Molecular function (GO): trace-amine receptor activity
Source: RefSeq, a predicted model, not a curated record